AUGCCGAGGUGCGGCCGCUUGAGCAGGAGUCAGGACGCGCCCCAAUAUUGUCCAGCGCGGCAGAUCCAAUGCGACGCCAGGAGUCAAGUGAUCCAAUCCGACGGCGAUGGCUACGCCAGAGUCAGUCGACACUCGACGUCGGCCGGCGGGUUCGCAGGAACCAGAGCAGACGGCGGGCAGGCUUGCACAGGCAGACUGACGGUCAGAUUGGACUACUCAGGCGUCGCAAUGUCCACAAAGCCGGGUUCGGCGUCGGGGUCGGCUUUGUCUCCCGGGUGA
This is a messenger RNA of Colletotrichum orchidophilum, 279 nucleotides long. RefSeq lists its product as uncharacterized. The record is from RefSeq and is a predicted model, not a curated record. The transcript has a single exon. The coding region runs from base 1 to 279 and encodes 92 amino acids. Lineage: Eukaryota; Fungi; Ascomycota; Sordariomycetes; Glomerellales; Glomerellaceae.